Messenger RNA from Cladophialophora psammophila CBS 110553, 972 nucleotides. RefSeq lists its product as uncharacterized. The record is from RefSeq and is a predicted model, not a curated record. The transcript has 2 exons. Bases 1 to 972 code for a protein of 323 amino acids. Gene Ontology annotation, molecular function: hydrolase activity. Lineage: Eukaryota; Fungi; Ascomycota; Eurotiomycetes; Chaetothyriales; Herpotrichiellaceae.
AUGGCUCCAUGUUUGCGCUCCGCUCACCUGCAACAACAGCUAGAGAAGAACCUAGGCGGUCGUAUGGUCAUGACCGGGACCCCAGAAGAAAUUCGAGCCCAAUAUGAUCAACUAGUGGCGAUGCUUCUUCCUCAGCUGCCUCCCCCAUCAGAGGCCGUCGAGAGCAAAGAUGGUGAAGUUGAGGGAAUCAAGUAUCGCCUAUACACACCCAAGGAAGCGGCCAAGUCAGGCCCCCUGCCUGUCGCCAUCUGGACACACGGAGGAGGAUGGAUGACCGGCGACCUCAACUCAGAUGAUCUGCUCUGUCGAAUCGUCGCCGAAGCUGUUCCCUCCAUUGUCGUUAGUGUGGAUUAUCGACUUGCCCCCGAGCACAAGAUCCCCACGCAGCUCCAGGACUGUUUGACCGUGUACAAAUGGGCGCGACAAAACGCCGCCUCCUACGGAGGUGACCCAAACAAAUUCUACACCAUUGGUGGCUCCGCUGGUGGUGCACUGGCCCUGCAAAUCGCUAAUCGUCUGGUCAAAGACCCCUCGAAGCGAGACGGGAUCAAGGGUAUCGCCGCAAUUGUGCCUUGUGUGCUGCACUGGGAUCAUGUUCCCGAAGAGUACAAGGAGAUUUUCAAAUCAUAUGAAGAGAACAAGGAGGGCGUCCCCAUUAUCGACAAGAAGUCAAUGCAGAUUUUCUACGAACACGCAGGGGCCGACCCUAAGGACAGCGAUAUCUUCGUUGCUCUGGCCAAGGAGAAUCAUGCGAAUUUCCCACCCACAUACCUGGUUAGUUGUGAAAAGGAUCCCCUGAGAGACGAUGCCUAUGUGAUGGAGGCGUCUUUGAAGCAGGCUGGUAUUCCUACGAAGCAUGAUCACUAUAAGGGAAUGCCACACUAUUUCUGGAUCUUCCCUUCUGUGCCCGAGGGGCAGCAGUUUGUGGGCAACUUGAUUGGGGGUGUGAAGUGGCUUGUUUCGCAGAUGUAA